GUCAACUUCGUAUUGUGGGUAAACGCUCUUUGGGAGAGCAUUUAGUUCAACAUUGUACCUACUUGGAGCCCCUUGCAGAGGUCCGCAUGCCGAAGACCAGAAAACCAUCAGUUCAGCAAACCCGUUCUGCCACACCCGGACCCGCUCUUCUACAGAUCUUCACACAGGGUGAAGACCAAAAGAAAAUCUCCCAACAAUCACAAAGACCCCUACUCAGGAAAGAGGCUACAAGAGCCAACAAAACACAAUGAGAGAAAGAGACUUAACGAAGUCAACAAGCGAAGGAAAUGGUUCUAGUAGGCGAUCCUCCGAUCCCACCUCCACCAUCGAAUGAGAUAUACCAGGUAACCUGCCCCGGGCAGGAAUCAAUGUAUCUCGACCGGAAAAACCUGCCACUGCGGGUUUCACUUCCCACCACCUCCUACCAAGGAGCUGGUGGAAAAAGUUUUUUUGCUACUUCUCGGUAUUGGAUUUUUUGGUGGGUGACCCUGUAUGUUUGUGUGUUGUGUGUUGGUGGGGUCGUUGUGCCCUAGUUGCGAUGGGCUUUUGUCGACCUCCUCGAACUCAACCAGCAUCUCAACAGCCAGACCUUGUGCCAAGGCCCAAAGCCUCGAGGCUGGCAGCACCUCAUACUCGCAUAGUACUUGACUCUUCGACUGGAGAGGAGGCGAAUACGCGUGUUGAUCUAUUGAAGCUUUCCCCAGUCGUGCAUUCUGCUCUUCCAUGCAGCCAUUCUCUCAGCCACAUACUUUCUCGGAAUAUGGCUAAAGCCCUAGCAACAUUUGGAUCUCCAAGGUUGCUUCGGCUUGUAUCGCUACGAAUCUUCUCCCGUCCCAAGACACGAUGUCUGCGCAAACAGUGCCAGAGGUAGGCGUCAUUUUUCGUCCAUCCUUAAUGGACCCGACUACUUGUAUCAAGUUGCACUUAGAACCCGAGUCUGGAGUCAACAGAAUCGAUGUGGCAUGGGGAGGUUUGGGGUGCUCACGAGCUGGCGAUGUUUAGAUCACAGCACGGAGGAAUACUGAGGAAUACCGCAUGGAUUGAAUUCCCAGACUCGUCCGGGAACAUGAAAAUUGCAGGCCUGGACACAGCUGUCGAUAUAUGUGACCGCCGCUACUCAAAGCAAUAUCCAGAACAAGAGCAGGGAGCGGCCCAUACUGCCCACCAGAAGAAAUGGCACGGCCCAAGCAGCUACAGGACUUUACUGUGGCUGUUGUCUUCAGAGACGCAUCUCGGAGCACCUUCAACGACUCAGUCCGGUAUUCCGCUUUGGGUUGGGAGAGCCAGAGAAGGUGACAAGUCACCUUACACAUAUCACACGCCACCAAAGACGUCUCGUUUACGGCAGUCUUCCAUCUCUCCCCAUGCCGCCACGGAUGCGUCAACUCCGGCCGAGACUCCACCUCCACCUCCACCUCCACGCUACUCCAACCCGUGCACUUUGGUUGGAACUUCAUGCCCUUUGCCGCUUAACAACGCCGAUCGAAAAGCCGAACCAAAAGCCGAGCUUGAACGCGAAAACAAGGAAACGCACCGUCUCUUUUCCCUAUCUACCUGCCUGUUUUCCUUCUUCGAUAUGCACCCUUCACCUCGUCCAUCGCACAAUCUUUCUGCCUAUUGAAAGGAAGAAACAACACUGUUGCUCCUAGCCGUCCGCGUGAGGGUCAGCCAAUCAGCCCCAGCGACCGGCUAAAUUCGACGACCUCUCGCGCGGGUCGUCUCCCACGGCGCGACACUGCUUCCUCACUUCUCGCCCCGGUUUUCCACCAUCCAUCCAGCACGACUAGCGAACUAACUAUAAGAAACGAAUGCUUUGAAGAGAAAAAAGGGCCGCGGCAAGAGGCCGUAUGGGUUACUUCCUCAUCAAUGCCCGCAAGGCCAACACUCAUCCCCGGUAUUAUCUUGACAGGACGGAUGGGGCGUACGUUACCGAUUCCCACCUGCGUGAUGCAUGUUGAACGGGCCAGUCUAGAUCGGGGCGCUGCGUUCCUUCGUGGCAACACAGUACGAUGGACAGCCGCGGCGGACACUUGUCGGUCCUGACUUCCAUGAGCUGUCCAGGUGCUCUUCCGAUCGUGUUGGUACUUUUGCACUGCCUACGCAUCUGCCGGUCGCUUGAUCGCUCAGCUUCGUCCAAUGCUUCCACACAGAUCGCUCGUCCCGGUUUUCCACGAUGCAGUGCAGUGCAUGCCGGAGGAGCACGCCGCACGCCGCACGCCGCACGCAUCAUCAAGGUGAAGAAUGCGUAGCAAGAGCAAAUUCACCCCCACGAACGAACUCACAUAUUUAUGUAUGUAUGCAUGCAUGCAAGGCCCAAGCUCCUUGCCUGUAUCUCUUUCUCUCUGUGUAUCCAUGUCUCCGCCUCUAUGCAUAUCUAUCUCGCCAGCCUCUAUUCCGCGCGAUGGAGCCAUCGUCCAUGAGUACGAUGCUAAUUCAGGCUGAUAUGCUGGAUAUGACACUACUCGCACCCACGGGCACGGUUGUAUACGCCGGAUGGACAUUGUCCUCGGGACUGCAAUACGCCGUACGAUGAGUUCCUCGUAUAGCGGACCUAAGAUCUAGAUACCUUGGUGGGUAGCCGAGUCGGCCGACGGACAAUGGACAAUGGACAUUCGGAGGCGUUGUUUCUGCUAUCUGUGUGCGCGUACGUUCAUUCAGCGGGAGUAGGGGCGGAGUGCAAUGAAUGGCUAGGGUACUGCAAUUUGCACUGGUCUGGGUAUCUACCUACGCAGCACCAUGUCUCUAUGGCCGAGAUAGAAUCGCAUGAUUAGGGUAGUUGAGAGGUACUGUAGAAAC
This is a messenger RNA of Cladophialophora immunda, 2796 nucleotides long. RefSeq lists its product as uncharacterized. The coding region runs from base 956 to 1621 and encodes 221 amino acids. The record is from RefSeq and is a predicted model, not a curated record. The transcript has 2 exons. NCBI's taxonomy places the organism in Eukaryota, Fungi, Ascomycota, Eurotiomycetes, Chaetothyriales, Herpotrichiellaceae.